GGCAGCCCCGCCCGCGGAUGAGCGGCGCGCGGGGGCCGCCGGGAGCUGUAGUUCCCGCCCUCGCGCGGGGGGUGCUGGUGUCGGCGCGCCCUCCCCGCCCGGCCCGCGCUGCCCAAUCCCGAGCGCGCGACGGCCUCCUCAGGGCGGCGGCGGCGGGACCCGCGGGAGCUGCCGGGGCCGCGGCUGGCAGGAGGCGUCGUGCGGCCGCUCCGCUCGGGGCCGGCGCGGCGGACGGCGGCGGCUCUGUUCUUAAGACGUUGUAGCCAUGACUAAGAGAGAGGCAGAGGAGCUGAUAGAAAUAGAAAUUGAUGGAACUGAGAAACAGGAAUGCACUGAAGAAAGCAUUGUUGAGCAAACCUACACCACUGCAGAGUUUGUAAGUCAAGCUAUUGACAUCAAUGAACCAAUUGGAAAUCUUAAGAAGCUGCUGGAACCCAGACUGCAGUGCUCCUUGGAUGCACAUGAAAUUUGCCUGCAAGAUAUCCAGCUGGACCCAGAUAGAAGCCUUUUUGAUCAAGGAGUAAAAACAGAUGGAACAGUGCAACUCAGUGUGCAAGUAAUAUCUAGGCAAGGGAUAGAGCCCAAAUUAAACAUCCUUGAAAUUGUGAAGCCUGUGGAGACUGUGGAGGUGGUGAUUGAUCCAGAUGCUCAUCACGCAGAGGCUGAAGCUCACCUUGUUGAGGAAGCUCAAGUGAUAACCUUGGAUGGAACAAAACAUAUCACAACGAUUUCAGAUGAAACCUCUGAACAAGUGACACGAUGGGCUGCAGCGUUGGAAGGCUACCGAAAGGAGCAGGAGCGCCUUGGAAUACCCUAUGACCCAGUGCAGUGGUCAACAGACCAGGUGCUCCAUUGGGUGUUGUGGGUGAUGAAGGAGUUCAGCAUGACAGACAUUGACCUCAAUGUACUCAGCAUUCCCGGGCGGGAGCUCUGCAGCCUCAGCCAAGAAGACUUCUUCCAGCGCGUCCCGCGGGGAGAAAUCCUCUGGAGCCAUUUGGAGCUUCUUCGAAAGUAUGUUUUGGCUAGCCAAGAGCAUUCUGGAGAAAUAGCAACUGUUACUAUCGAUCAGCCUGUGCAGAUUAUUCCAGCAUCUGUACAGCCUGCUACCCCCACCACCAUUAAAGUAAUAAACAGCAGUGCAAAGGCAGCUAAAGUACAGCGAGCUCCAAGGAUCUCUGGGGAAGACAGAAGUUCCCCUGGGAACAGAACAGGAAACAAUGGCCAGAUCCAGUUGUGGCAGUUUUUAUUGGAACUUCUCACUGACAAAGAUGCUCGGGACUGUAUUUCUUGGGUUGGUGAUGAAGGAGAGUUUAAAUUGAAUCAACCCGAACUGGUUGCGCAAAAAUGGGGGCAGCGUAAAAACAAACCCACCAUGAACUAUGAGAAACUUAGUCGGGCUUUGAGGUAUUACUAUGAUGGAGACAUGAUCUGCAAAGUGCAAGGCAAGAGGUUUGUGUACAAAUUUGUCUGCGACUUGAAAACUCUCAUUGGCUACAGCGCAGCAGAGCUGAACCGGUUGGUCACGGAGUGUGAGCAGAAGAAACUGGCCAAGAUGCAGCUCCACGGCAUCGCGCAGCCGGUCACAGCUGUGGCUCUGGCCACGGCCUCCCUGCAAACAGAGAAGGAGAGCUAAGCACUGGGACCUGAACGCAGGAGCCUGAGGCCUUUCCUGUAUAACCAGAGCAGCAACUGCUCUUACCUUUAUCAGAAUUGGAAGCUUCUUUUGUUUCUUGGCAGUAAAAUAACAGUGCAUGAUUUUCUACAAAGAACUGGGACUGGUAUAAAUUUGGAUCUUUUAACAGCCUAUAUUUCAGUGUAAGUUAAGGGGUUGCCACAACUUCUGCAACGUUGAGUCAGGGCCUCUGUGGUAUGCAAUCUGAAAAUGGGUGGGAAAGGUGGAACUGGUCAGCACUCUCUGCCCACAGCCGUACAAAGUAAUUUUUGCAGUGCUUUUAGCAAAAAUGAAGUACCUACAGCAAGCAGGCUGAUCGGUUAUCUGAACUCAGUCCUUUCCAGUCUUCUGUUCCUUGCUGAAGUACCAAAUGGCAUUUGAUGCUUUCAAAGUUAAACACGUUCAUUAUUCUCAGUUAAUCAAGCAGAGCCGAAAGAUGCAUUAAACAUUACAAAGCACCGGGUUCUUAAAAUAGCAUCUGUGUUUAUAAGCAAAGGAAACUAAGACUAGACUGAACUGAAGAUCAGUGCUGAAGAAAGAGAUCCAGGUUUAGAUCUGGCUUAGGUGAAAAGCCAAUUAUGAGUAUUUCAUUGUAAUAGGUAGAUAAUACUGCAUAUAUGAGGGCAAGUACUCCCUGUUUUGAAAGACACUGACUUGAGCCAUUUAUCAAAAAGUGAAGACAAACUUCCCCCACUACAACCUCCCAUCAGGUGAUUUGAAAACUUGACAAAAUAGCCCUCACCCAAAGAGUAGUUUGUUUUGGUGGGGGGUUUUAAUGCUCUGUUCUGCAAGGUGCUUGUACCUGCAUGGUAGUCAACCUUUGUAACUGAAGACUUAAGUUAAUCACAGUCAGGAGUCUUUGUUUAGAAACAAAAUGCAAGUUGAAAACAGUUUUACAGAGAACUGGAGUUUGAUUUCCAAAAUUGUUGUACAGUCUGACAUAUAUUGAAAUACAAAGAUGUAUUUUUUAUUUAAAAUUAAUUUCUUUCUGAACUGCAAGUGGUGUUUUUGAAGCUUCAUAAGCCAAAUGCAUGUUCCAGAGCUGGGUGCAAUUUGAAAUCUGGAUGAUGAAUAGAAGUAGUUGGAAUGUAUCCUGACUUCUGAGCUGCAGCGAGUACUUAAAGCAAACUUAAAUGUGCAGUAAAAAGUAGGCUGCAACUUUGAGCUUCUGUACUGAUGCCUGUUAGACUAUCUCUUUUGAUGGCUGCCAAUGCUGCAAUUUUGGGUUUGUUUUUGCCCCUACAUGUUAUUAAACAGUAUAAAUGUUAUGUCACUGUGCGUAUUUUCCAACUUUUUAUAAGUGAAAACCGCAUCUGGUAACACUUAACAAUUAAAAUGUGAAUGUAUAAAGGAAAACCUUUAAUUCUUUGAGGGAUCAAGUUGUUCUUGAACCUUAAAUCAAAAGUGCUUGUACAGUAGGGUUCUAAACAUAAAAUGUGUAUAUUGAGUAGCAAGUGCACUGGACUGUUGCCCUUGGCCUGGAGAGGAACAGUCGUACUUGCAGGCAGAGGGGAAAGAAAACUGAAGAUGCAUUGAGGACAAAGCUCUUCGUUUAUAGGAUACUCAUCUGCAGAUGGUUUUUGCUUAACUAGAAAUCUUCCAUCUUGUUCUAGCCUACUUUUUACACGUGAUGAUGAUUAUAAUUUCUUUCUAUUUUUUUUGCCAGAUUCUUUCAGUAGCUCUUAACAUUGUUUUCAUUCUUGAGCUCUUAAAGCACUCCAUGUACUGAGCAUGAUGAUUUUGUUUUUAAAAAGUCUUAGACCCUGAGCAAAAUACGUAAAGGUAUCAUGAGAGGUCAGCCAUCAGUCCAUUUACUGCUGUUACAGUAGCCUGAUUCCACCUGUUGGCAAGUGCUUGAGGUGACUUAUGCAAAUAGGGGUCAGGUUUGCUUACUAAGAAUAAGGUGAAGGUGGCAGCAACUAUGUGUUUAACACCGCUCCAUUACUAACAGAAGUCCAAUACAAGUCACUGGUUUUAUUUAGCAGAGUUCAUGAGAGCCCUUUUUAGUAAAAACAUGGUAUAAAAAGAAGAGAAGCUUAAAAUACCAGCUCUCUAGAUCAAACUGGACUGUGGGAGGAUAAACUAACAGCAAAGUGGAAAUGUUGUGUCCAUGCUUUAUCGUCCUGAAUGUUCUUGUUACGUGACUGAGCCCACUAAGGGAAACUUCUGAUACCACACUUUCUUUGUAAAUACAUCCGAUUAUUAUUUUGCAGCUUUUCGGUAGCUAUGAUAAUCCUUUGGGUUCUUUGUUGUGGGAUCAUCCACUUUUCCACCGUGUUCUACUUAGUAAAGAAGGAAUCUUUCAAACAGUAUAAAAAUCACUUGUCACAUUCUCUGUAGUUGAGGGGAGAAGUCUGUGACUGACUUGAUGUCUUCAGUAAAAUAGAAGAUGUAGAAUAUAUUGUCAAAGGUUGUUCUGUUGCUGCCAGAAGGAAAACAUAAAAAGAAUAUUCCCAAUUUUUUGUAAAAUGGAAGGUUUUUUGCAUACUUUUUACUCUUUAAAUAAAGACACUUAUACUCUGCUAAUUAUGUAUUUCUUUUGUGUUUUGCAUUUUUUUUUGGUAAUUUUACAUGAAACAAUUAUUUUCUAUUUUUACUCUGAUAAAAUAUUUGUGCAUAAAAUGUCAAUAUAGUAAAAUAAAAAUGUUAUACAGCUAA
This is a messenger RNA of Columba livia (rock pigeon), 4330 nucleotides long. RefSeq names its product GA binding protein transcription factor subunit alpha (gene GABPA). The coding region runs from base 266 to 1633 and encodes 455 amino acids. The transcript is spliced from 10 exons. Gene Ontology annotation, molecular function: DNA-binding transcription factor activity, RNA polymerase II-specific; sequence-specific DNA binding. NCBI's taxonomy places the organism in Eukaryota, Metazoa, Chordata, Aves, Columbiformes, Columbidae. Gene Ontology annotation, biological process: cell differentiation; regulation of transcription by RNA polymerase II. The record is from RefSeq and is a predicted model, not a curated record. Gene Ontology annotation, cellular component: nucleus.